GUGUAUUUGAAAAAUGGCGGUAGACGUGGAAGCAAACACGACUUGGAAAAUGCAUUUUCCCAUAUUAAUCAAUUUUCUAAUGUCCAUUGUGGCUUAUUUUCUUACAGCAAGAUUAAUACCGGGCAUAAAAGAGAAGUUCAUCAAAGCCAAUUUAUUCGGAAUCGAUAUGAGUAAAACGACGAGUGAUAAAGUGCCGGAAUCAUUAGGUGUAGUUACAGGUUGUGCUUUCCUAAUCACCACGUUUCUAUUCAUUCCCGUACCUUUCGGAAGCAGUCUUAUACAAGGAGAAUACCCGCACGAACAGCUAGUCGAGUUACUGGCGGCAUUGUUAUCGAUAUGUUGCAUGUUGUUGCUGGGCUUCGCUGAUGAUGUUUUAGACCUACGAUGGAGACACAAACUUCUACUCCCCACGAUAGCUUCCCUGCCGUUAUUGAUGGUCUAUUACGUAAAUUUCAAUGCCACGACUAUCGUAGUACCCAAGCCUUUCAGAGAUUUAUUCGGGUUUUCAGUGGACAUCGGUAUUUUCUAUUACGUCUACAUGGGCAUGCUGGCGGUGUUUUGUACGAACGCUAUCAAUAUUUUGGCCGGCGUAAACGGAUUGGAAACGGGACAAAGUGUUGUGAUAGCCGUUUCGAUUGUAGUUUUUAACAUCGUGGAAUUGUCCGGCCCUCUUUGGAAAGCCCACCAGUUCAGUCUUUACUUUAUGCUGCCUUACACUGCUACUACGUUGGCCCUGUUGAAGCAUAACUGGUACCCGUCGAGAGUUUUCGUCGGAGAUACUUUUUGUUAUUUCUCAGGUAUGACAUUCGCCGUUGUGGGCAUUUUGGGUCAUUUUAGCAAAACUAUUUUGCUGUUCUUCAUACCGCAAGUGUUCAAUUUCCUUUAUUCAGCGCCGCAGCUUUUCCGCUUCAUACCGUGCCCCAGGCACAGACUGCCGAAAUUCAAUUCGAAAAUCGACCGAUUAGAAAUAAGCACCACAGUUUUUAAAUACUCCGAUUUGAACGUGUUGGGUAAGAUUGUUAUAAAAUUGUUCAAACUGUUUAAGCUGAUAAAGUGGCAAGAGAAAGACGGGGUUGUGGUUACGAACAAUUUAACAUUGAUUAAUCUUGUGCUGUUGUAUUUCGGGCCUUUGCACGAGGCUAAACUCGUGUCUAUUUUAAUUGGGAUUCAAGUGGUUUUUACUGGGGUGGCCUUCGCCAUAAGAUACCCUUUGGCGUCGGUUUUCUACGAUUUAUAGUUUUUUUUAGAUUGAUUUUAGACUAAAAAGUGUGCCUAAACUGCGAUUUUUCAAUUCAAUAAUUAGGAGUAUAUCGUUAGGAAACAUGCCUCAAAUAGUUUGAUAAAAGUACGUUGUUAACGUAGUUGGUUAAGAUUAAAAAUUGUUACCGAAUUUUGCUAGUCAUUUUACUAAAGAUGGUGUAGAAUUUAAUUAGGAAGAAUUAGAAUUGAAUUAUCACAGACUUUUCCUAUGAAUAAUUGAUUGUACUGAGUUAAGCAACAAAUAGUUUAGUUUCUAUGUUAU
Messenger RNA from Phyllotreta striolata, 1522 nucleotides. NCBI's taxonomy places the organism in Eukaryota, Metazoa, Arthropoda, Insecta, Coleoptera, Chrysomelidae. The record is from the annotation of a GenBank genome assembly.